ACUUUGUGACGCCUUUUAUUGUAGCAACAGCUCCUGGUCGCUUGCCCGAAAUCCCCAGCUCCUUCCUUUACAGAGCCUAUAAAAGAGGCGCUGCUGGAAGCGUGCAGGGUCCCGGCUGCAGGCUGCUGGGGCUAGUGAGGUAGGGAAAAGGGGAGGACACAAGAACGAGGGGCCAAGGAGGCCAAAGAGAGCAACAAGAGUGAUGGGGUGCGGGGCUUCUAAGCCUCUGGAAGAGCAACGACCGGUACCGGAGCCUAAGAAAGGCUGGGAGGAAGGGAGCGAGGUUGAUGGUGGUGAAUCUCACAGACCUGUAAAUGCUGGGCCUUGGGAUGGGUUAGCAAUGUAUCAAACUAUUGUGGAUGGUGGAUUUGGAAUAGAAGAUGAUGUCUUGAUGGGAAGCUUACCUGGAACCAUUCCAGAAAAUUCACCAUCUCUUGAUGAAAGAAAUAAAGAAGUAAAUACAGAACCAGUAAUCAAUGGAUUAAUCGGUACAUCCCAACAACUCCAGAAUCGAGAGAGACCAAAGUCAUCAGACAUCUUGGAGGAACUGAUCAUUCAGGGAAUAAUACAAAGUCAAAGUAAAGUAUUUAGAAAUGGAGAAUCAUAUAAUGUCAUGGUGAACACAGAUGAGAAGCCUCUCAGGAAGCCUCCUGCCAGACUAGAAAAACUUAAGACCCAAAGGGAAACAAAUGGUUUCACAAUAAAAAAUAUUGAAGACAAGAUGAAGGCUGCAGAUGAAAGGAAGAAGGUUAAAGGUGAAGAAAUGAAAAAAAGACUGAGAAGUGACAGGCCUCUGCCACCGAUUGUUCCUUCAAACACAGCAGAAGUGAAAGAGAAUGACACUUCAGUUGACAAAGGAUUUAAUGCUAUAGACUCUGCUGUGUUUCAGCCCUCUACCAUGGAAACAGGAAGGCAAGUGAAAAGGAAAAAAAGUAUUGAGAAAGGCAAAAUGGCCUCACAUGAAAUAAAUCAAAGUUAUGAAGUCUUUGGGAUUGUGGAGUCUGAUGUACACUACAACAGUCCUGAAGAUGUAUUCUGAUUCACUGGCAGUCCACUCUAGGAGCUCUAGUCUAAUUGCUAUUCCCCUAUUUUUUAUAAUUCUUUUAAAAAAGUCUUUGCGAAGGGAAAGGGACUUGU
This is a messenger RNA of Sarcophilus harrisii (Tasmanian devil), 1137 nucleotides long. RefSeq names its product stathmin domain containing 1 (gene STMND1). Gene Ontology annotation, cellular component: neuron projection; cytoplasm. Gene Ontology annotation, biological process: neuron projection development; regulation of microtubule polymerization or depolymerization; microtubule depolymerization. Gene Ontology annotation, molecular function: tubulin binding. The transcript is spliced from 5 exons. Lineage: Eukaryota; Metazoa; Chordata; Mammalia; Dasyuromorphia; Dasyuridae. Bases 203 to 1039 code for a protein of 278 amino acids. The record is from RefSeq and is a predicted model, not a curated record.